AUGAAUAAAUCAGAAGACAAAAGGGGUCAAUGUGAACCAAUUACAUUGGAACUCUGCAUGAAUUUACCCUACAACUAUACAAAUUAUCCAAAUUACCUUGGCCACAGGACUCAAAAGGAAGCAUCCAUCAGCUGGGAGUCUUCUCUUUUCCCUGCACUUGUUCAAACGAAUUGUUACAAAUACCUCAUGUUCUUUGCUUGCACCAUUUUGGUACCAAAGUGUGAUGUGAACACAAGCCAGCGGAUCCCACCUUGCAGACCACUGUGUGAGCACUCCAAAGAACACUGUGAGUCUGUGCUUGGGAUUGUGGGCCUACAGUGGCCUGAAGACACAGAUUGCAGUCAGUUUCCAGAGGAAAAUUCAGACAACCAAACCUGCCUAAUGCCCAAUGAAGCUGUGGAAGAAUGCUCACCUAGUCACUUCAAGUGUGGCUCUGGACGGUGUGUUCUGGCUACCAGAAGAUGUGAUGGCCAGGCUGACUGUGACGAUGACAGUGAUGAAGAAAACUGUGGCUGUAAAGAGAGAGAUCUUUGGGAAUGUCCAUCCAAUAAACAAUGUUUGAAGCAUACAGUCAUCUGUGAUGGGUUCCCAGACUGUCCUGAUGGCAUGGAUGAGAAGAACUGUUCAUUUUGCCAGGAUGACGAACUCGAAUGUGCAAACCAUGAGUGUGUGUCCCGUGAGCGCUGGUGUGAUGGGGAAGUCGACUGCUUGGACAGUUCUGACGAGUGGGACUGUGUGACCCUCUCUAAAAAUGUGAGCUCCUCUUCGUUCCUGACGGCUCACAGAUCUGCCAUAGAACACCACGUGUGUGCGGAUGGCUGGCAGGAGACGUUAAGUCAGCUGGCCUGCAAGCAGAUGGGUUUAGGAGAACCAUCUGUGACCGAAUUGGUACAGGAACAGGAGCAAAACCAGCUGUGGUUGACAUUACACUCCAGCUGGGAGAGCCUCAACGGGACUACUUUGCAUGAACUGUUGGUAAAAGGGCAGGCUUGUCAUAGCAGAAGUAAGAUUUCUCUUCUGUGUACUAAACAAGACUGCGGGCGUCGUCCUGCUGCCCGAAUGAACAAGAGGAUCCUUGGGGGUCGGACGAGUCGCCCCGGAAGGUGGCCAUGGCAGUGUUCCCUGCAGAGUGAACCCAGUGGACACAUUUGUGGCUGUGUCCUCAUUGCCAAGAAGUGGGUCCUGACAGUUGCCCACUGCUUCGAGGGGAGAGAGAACGCUGCCGUCUGGAAAGUGGUGUUUGGCAUCAACAACCUAGACCACCCGUCACCGUUCCUGCAGACGCGCCUCGUGAGGACCAUCAUCCCGCACCCGCGCUAUAGCCGAGCGGUGGUCGACUACGACAUCAGCAUCGUGGAGCUGAGCGAAGACAUCAACGAAACCAGCUACGUCCGGCCGGUCUGCUUGCCCAGCUCAGAGCAGGCCUUGCAACCCGACACGUACUGCUAUAUCACAGGCUGGGGGCACAUGGGCAACAAAAUGCCUUUUAAGCUGCAAGAGGGAGAGGUCCGCAUCAUCCCCCUGGAGCAGUGCCGGUCCUACUUCGACACGAAGACCAUCACGGCGCGGAUGGUGUGCGCCGGCUAUGAGUCCGGCACCGUCGACUCGUGCAUGGGUGACAGCGGUGGGCCACUUGUUUGCGAGCGGCCUGGAGGACAGUGGACAUUAUUUGGUUUAACGUCGUGGGGCUCUGUCUGUUUUUCCAAAGUCCUGGGGCCCGGAGUUUAUAGCAAUGUGUCAUACUUCGUCGAAUGGAUUCAAAGACAAAUAUACAUCCAUACCUUUCUCCUAAACUAAUUCCAAAGAUGAUGAGAGACUUUUGCCAGCUACAAAGAAAAUGGCCCUGUCAACUGUGGAGUGCUCCCCGCAGAGAGCCGUCCAGAAGCACUUUUCAUGGACAGGGAUGCUCAGCGGUGCACUGCAAAUUUUCAUGUUUGUUUUGGUCUCAUUUUAUUCAGUUUUUUCAAUUUUAGUUUUCUCUUACUUCAAGUUUAAUGACAGUCUUUAAAAAAAACAACAACAAAAAAAAAACCCAAAAAACAAAGCAGAUUUUGUUCUUUUGCCAGGCCUAAUCUUGACAAUAGCACAAAAGUAUCAGCUCUGGAAUAAGGCAGGUGCUAGGGUAACAGGUUCUAGAGAAUUCUCUUUAUCCCAGUCACAGAGAGGCCAUUGAGAUCCAGGCUCUUUGCCAGCUUUUGUUUCUCAAGCACAAUAGCAGAGUGGCAAAUUUCAAUAUUAAUACUGGAGACUUGCUUUUGAUUUAUUAAGAGCCAAGACAGUUUACCUGCUUAAAUUAUUUACUGUUACUCAAGUCUGCAUAAUUCUGAAAACCUAUGAAAGAUAGUCAGAGGUAAAAGACAAGUGGCAUCCAUUUAGGUAGCUGAAAUGGCAAGACAUAUUGAACACAAAGCUCUUUAGACAUCAACAAUAGCAUUUAACAGUAUAAGACUGCACGUUCUGAACUUAAAUCAAGGAUGUAACCUUAUAGAAAAGUCUCCAUAGAACCUUCCCUCUAGCUGGGAUUUGUUCAGUGUGUAUCAGCUGGCUGACUGAGACCUCAACAGCUAGAGUAAUAUUCGUGGGAAACAUUUUGUUGUGCCUAUGUGACAAUGAAUGGAGAUUAAACUGUCAAAGGAGACUUGCUUUAGCCUGGAGAGAUUCAAUUUUUGAAAACAAAAAUUAAAUUGCACCCGACCUCCACUUCAGUAUUUUCCAACUUCCCUGUGUUCGCCCAUAAUGAUAAAAUCACAGAAAUGCCUCUCAAAGCAUAGUUCAAGUUUGCGUGGAGUAAAACAUUUUGUAAUUUUCCUUGAAACGUGUUUAGUAUCUGAUGUUGCCAUUGCCUCCCCUUGAUAAUUAAAACAAAAAUUUUAAAAAUGCUUUUAAGCACUAGGCCACUUUGUGCACAUCAAUUUCUGAAGUAACUAGCGGUUAAAAGUAUUUUUUUCCGCACUAAAAAUCUUCAAAAUGCAAAUUUUCACACUAAAAGUAAUUUAGUUAGGCAUCCAUUUUGCAACAUCCAAAUGCCUUCGGAACAAGGAAGAUUCCCCACUAACCUUCACCAGCACCCCGGACUGCCUCGGCAUCCCCCGCCCCUGCAGAGACUUACCUGCAAUUUUAUACCUGGGUUUUUGUACUUUUUUCUAUGUGUGCACAUAUUUCAGAAUCGAAACGUUGCCUUGACACAUUCCAUGUUAUUCAUCUCCUGUUCCAGAGUUUGUGUAAACCUACUGAGAAUGUGAAAUCCAACAAUGGAAUUAUGGUGAGGACUGUUAUAGUGGUAGGUACAUACUUCAUGUAAUAACUGUUAGCUUUGCUCAAUUUAUGUUCAGGCAAGUGUACCUACUGUACUUAUUCUAAAUAACCCUUAAUACAAAUAAAAUGGUACAACCUUUUUUUUUUUUUUUAAUGGACAUGGAACAUGGAAAUAGCAAGUCCCAGAAAACCAUGCCUCCCACUUUACAGUUGGCCCCCAGCCGCCGACCAAUCCGAAUUUACCUGUCAUGUGUCUGUCACAGGAACGUGCUCUUUUAUUUUAGGUGAUGGAUGGCUCUCUACAAUGAGAGGUUCCUAAUAGUUUCAAGUCCCUUAGGAGUCCAAAGAAAACUUUAAACCUGGUAAGAGUGCAAGGAAUCUUUCAUGUCUAGAGUAUAUUUUGGGAGCCUGAUAUAAUAAUUCUUUCACAAAUCUUUUGGGGUAAAAUUAUACCACAAAAUAUAAACUAUUAAUUUUUCCUGGCUACCAGGAGCAAUGAUACAAUGCUUGGUCCCCCGAAAUUUGGUAAAAUACACUGAAUACCAACAUGCAAUAGAUCCCAUCAGCUUGGGUUAACUCUGCGUAAAGUUAUUUACUUGUAAAUGAGACCCUUUAAAGGCUUGAUACAGAUCCCAAAUCUCUUUUGCCCAAGGGCCAGUUAUGUUUCAGAAUCCAGAAUUUUUCAGAAUUUAAAAAAUACAAUUUAGCACCCAGUAAUAAAAUACAUUUUUAUAGCAAAAUAUCUGAAUAAUUACAUUAAAGAAAUUGCCUUA
Messenger RNA from Leptonychotes weddellii (Weddell seal), 4028 nucleotides. The record is from RefSeq and is a predicted model, not a curated record. NCBI's taxonomy places the organism in Eukaryota, Metazoa, Chordata, Mammalia, Carnivora, Phocidae.